AUGGAUCUUUAUGAGCAGCUGCCCAGCAGUCAGUUGGUUUUUGACGCGCAGUUCCAGUUCUUGCUGGAAUGCUCGCAGCAGCAAGGCGUGUCCGUGCUGGACUUUCUCACGCUCUCGCCACAGCAACUAGUGAAGAUGCUCAAUAGGUCCGUCAGUGAAAUAUCGAAGUUCCAGGAACUGUUACGAGAGGAGUUCCGCGCGGAAGUCUUCCAGGCAAACCCCAUUCUUCCGGCAUCUGCUCUAAAGAAAGUACAGUGUUUUACCACAGGUGACGUGGGAAUCGAUGCUCUUUUAAAUGGUGGUAUUUACACGCAUGGCAUUACGGAGGUGUUUGGAGAAAGCUCCUCUGGCAAGUCGCAGUUCCUGAUGCAACUAUCCCUGGCGGUGCAGCUGCCUCUCGAACUCGAUGGCUCUGCAGGUCAGUGUGUAUUCAUAACAACUGAAUCGGAUCUCCCGACCAAGCGCAUAGAAAGCAUGAUCAAGUCCCGUGAGAUCUUUUCUGCGGGCAGGGUCUCGCAGAGUAACAUAUUCACCGCUACCUGCAAUGAUUGGACGUCUCAGAACCACAUUCUGAGUGUACAACUGCCAAUCUUGCUUGAACGAAAUCCAAACAUCCGGCUAGUUAUAAUAGACUCUAUAUCGCAUCAUUUGCGGGUCGAAUUGGCAGCGAAGACAUUCCAGCAGUCUCUGGAUAACCGCUCACUGAUAGACCAGAUGGCGCAGAAUCUGCUUCACCUUUCCCAGAAGCAUGCGGUGGCAGUGGUGGUCGCCAAUCAGGUGGGAGAUAAGCCCAUACCAGACCUGCCUUUGAAACAGACCAUAAUGGACUACGAUUACCAGCUCGGGUUCAUGAUCGGCUGGAAAGAUUCAAGCAUCUACUAUAGGCAUUUAAGAAGUGCCGGAGUAUUCGAUGAAGAGGUGCUAACGGAUGAUGAUGACUACCAGAAGGUUGUUUCCACCCAUGAAAGAAUGAUUCUACGGAAAAGUCAACAGCAGCAACAGGAACGACAACAGCAACAGCAACAGCAACAACAACAGAAGGCCCAGGAAUACCAGGAACCCAGUGAUGAAUCUUUACAAACUCAGCUAAAAUUAGGUGAGUCAUCAUCGUCCCCAGGCGCUACCGUGUAUGCCUCGAAAAGUUUUCCAGAUGCCAAUACCCAACUAUCGACAAUUUCGCCCCAGCCCAGCUUAAAGAAGGCUAAUCACAUUAAUAGCAGCCUAGGUUAUACUGUGAAUACUACACCCAGCCCUGUGAUACGGAAAAAGAAGCGUGUCGACACGAAAACUCCGAACCUCGGUCUAACGUGGGCUAAUCAUCUCUCGACGAGAAUAAAACUCUCAAAAACUCACAUAGCAUCGCAACUGAUAGAAGAGCAAGAUCUGGAUUACGAUUCCAUUGUCGAUUCUACAAGUUUAUGGCAAGUGAAAAGAUCACUAAAGGUAGUAUUCUCUACGCAUGCUGAUCAGGGACUAAUAGAGUACUUCAUUCGCAAUGAGGGCUUAGUAACUAAAAAGGAGAAAAGCGGUUAA
Messenger RNA from Eremothecium gossypii ATCC 10895, 1533 nucleotides. It is a transcript of the gene RAD57, whose product is annotated as putative DNA-dependent ATPase RAD57. Lineage: Eukaryota; Fungi; Ascomycota; Saccharomycetes; Saccharomycetales; Saccharomycetaceae. Gene Ontology annotation, molecular function: ATP-dependent DNA damage sensor activity; double-stranded DNA binding; ATP binding. The record is from RefSeq and is marked provisional. Gene Ontology annotation, biological process: mitotic recombination; DNA recombinase assembly; DNA repair. The coding region runs from base 1 to 1533 and encodes 510 amino acids. The transcript has a single exon.